AUGGAUCCCUGUGCCCAAGAUGUCAUCCGAUGUGACCUUUGUGAGACAGCCAUAGUGCAGAUGUACUGCGAUUUCUGCCAUGUCAACCUGUGUAUUACCUGCAUAGGAAAGCAUGUUUCUGAUGACUAUGACAAGCAUAUUGUGGUCCCCAUCCAGAAUCGAAAAUCAACAUUAAUUUACCCGAGGUGCACAACACAUGAUAGGAAACGUUGUGAACUUCAGUGCAAAGAAUGUAACCUCUCUGUGUGUUCUGUGUGUGUAUUUGAUCAACAUCUGGGACAUACGUUUUCAAAUCUUUCUAAAGUCCACAAUGCAAGGAAAGCAGACAUUGGAAAGGAUGAAGAAGAGAUACAAAACAUUAUUUCUCCAAAAUAUGACGAAAUUGCCACUGACAUUAAAACUCAGAUAGCAAACUUGAAGGAAAACUAUAAGAAACUCACAACAGCCGUCACUACCUAUGGAGAAGAAUGGCACAAAGAAAUUGAUAAUGUCAUCAACAGAAUGAAAAAUGAACUUGAGGAGAUGGGGAUUGCACACCUGGAUAUUCUGAACAGACACUUGGAUGAGAUACAACAGUUACAGACUUUGAUUGAGCAAACAUUGCUCACCAUUAAAAGAAUUGAGAAAAGUAAUGAUAUAUCAGUAACUAUGGAGUACAGCUCCCAAAACAAAGAAUUCAGCAAGUUCCCUCCAAAAGUCCAAGUCACACUGCCCACAUUUAGUCCCAACACAGUAGUUAAUCCCAACACAACAGAUAGUGAACAGGUUUACAAGUUGUUAGGAUCUUUGAUACCAUUAUGCUAUACAACAGAAGAAAAUGGCUACACGCUGGAGAAGACGGAGACUUUGGCCAAAGAGCUGAUGGAGAAACCAGAACUUGUGAGUACUAUAGAUACUGGGUAUGAGAAACUCUCCAGCGUGGUCUGCCUUAGUGAAGAGGACAUCUGGACAAGUGCAAAAGUCAAUGCUGUUAUGAAAUGUUUCAACAUUCAAGGUUCACUUAUAAAGACAAUCGAAACAAAAUCGGGGGAAAGGCCAAGUGGUAUAACUGUGACAACAGAUGGGAGUUUAGUGUACUGUGACCGAGGAACAAACACUGUGAAUAAAGUGAAGAGUGGACAGACAGAGGAGGUGAUCAGACUACAGGGCUGGAUACCUCAACAUCUCUGUGUCACCUCCUCUGGUGAUCUCCUGGUUAUCAUGCUCAGAGAUGUUAGAAAUAGUGAUGAUGUCGCACAAUCCAAAAUUGUCCGUUACUCUGGCUCCACAGAGAAACAAACAAUUCAGUUUGAUGAUCAGGGUCAACCUCUCUAUUCAUCUGGUCCUUUGAAUAAAUACAUCAGUGAAAAUAGGAACCUUGAUAUCUGUGUGGCCGACUUGAGAGCUGGAGCUGUAGUGGUGGUCAAUCAGUCAGGAAAACUCCGAUUUCGAUACACUGGCCGUUUUUCUUUGAGAAAGAGAAUACCAUUGAUCCCACGAGGAAUAGCAACAAACAGUCAAAGCCAGAUUCUGACUUUAGACAGAGAUACCCUCUUUAUUCAUAUUCUAGACCAGAAUGGACAGUUCCUCCGCUAUAUAGAUAAUUGCAAUCUGAACAACCCCGUUGGUUUAUAUGUGGACAAAAGUGACAGUAUGUAUGUUGCAGAGAUGAAUGGAAGUGUCAAGAAAUUUAAAUAUCUACAGUAA
Ostrea edulis (European flat oyster) is the source of this 1686-nucleotide messenger RNA. RefSeq lists its product as uncharacterized. Lineage: Eukaryota; Metazoa; Mollusca; Bivalvia; Ostreida; Ostreidae. The record is from RefSeq and is a predicted model, not a curated record. Gene Ontology annotation, cellular component: nucleoplasm; chromatin. Gene Ontology annotation, molecular function: ubiquitin-protein transferase activity; zinc ion binding. Bases 1 to 1686 code for a protein of 561 amino acids. The transcript has a single exon. Gene Ontology annotation, biological process: positive regulation of DNA-templated transcription.